AUGAUGAAGAAUGGGUUUAAGCAGAGUAACUCGGAUCACACCUUGUUUCUAAAAAGGCGUGGAGAUCAAAUUACAUGCUUGAUUAUCUAUGUUGACGACAUGAUCAUCACUGGAGAUGAUGUUGAAGAGAUAGAGCGUCUCAAGGGGAGUCUAUUCCAAGAAUUUGAGAUGAAAGACCUCGGAAACCUGAAAUAUUUCCUAGGGAUAGAGGUAUUGAGAUCAGAAGGAGGAAUCUUCCUAAGGCAGAAGAAGUAUACUUUGGACAUCCUUGCUGAAACAGGGCUAUUGGACUGCAAGCCGGUCGAAACCCCAAUGCUAGUGAAUCAUGGACUACAGAUCUCUGAGAAGGCAGAACCAACGGACCAAGGGAGGUAUCAACGUCUAGUUGGAAAGCUCAUCUACUUAUCUCACACCAGACCUGAUAUAGCUUAUGCCGUCGGAGUAGUAAGCCAGUUCAUGCAUCAACCUCAAAAGGACCAUUAUGAAGCUGCAUUGAGGAUCAUCAAAUAUCUCAAAGGAACAGUUGGACAUGGAGUAAUGUUCAAGAAGAAUGAACAGCGAGGAGUCUAUGGUUACACUGAUGCAGACUGGGCAAGUAAUCUAGUCGACAGGAAAUCUACAGCAGGAUACUUCACAUUUGUAGAAGGAAACUUGGUCACAUGGAGGAGUAAGAAACAAAAAGUGGUUGCACUGUCAAGCGCUGAAGCAGAGUUUAGAGGAAUCAAGAGUGGAUUGACAGAGAUUCUGUGGCUACGAAGAUUAAUGGGUGAAAUUGGACUAAGCCUAGAAAAGAGUCAACUUGUCAACUUUUCUAUGACAAUAAAGCAUUAA
Molecule: messenger RNA, 831 nt
Organism: Salvia hispanica
Lineage: Eukaryota; Viridiplantae; Streptophyta; Magnoliopsida; Lamiales; Lamiaceae
Source: RefSeq, a predicted model, not a curated record